CGGGCGAAUCAUCCGCCCUGUUUUCGAAACUAGGCAGUUCACUUUUUGGGGCCACUAGCUCUCCCCAAAGGGUUGUAACCAACAUCCGUGGAUUUCUUUCCAACCGGCUGACCGGAGUAUCCAUUCCCGAUACAGGAUGGAAAGAAUCAAUACUGUCUCUACCGAAAAAAUGGUUGUCAACGGCGGAAGCAACCGACGAAUUUGGUUUCCCGGAGAUGCUUCCGAAGGUGCCCAUCCCGACGCUGACCCAAACGAUGGCCGAGUACUUACGGGUACUGCAGCCCAUUGUAACACCCCAGCAGUUGGAGCGCUCUCGUUCCGUGAUUAAGCAGUUCACCGCACCGAAUGGACCUGGGGCUACGCUGCAGCGGCACUUGCUGGACAAGAGAGAAGCGGAAGAUAACUGGGCCUACUACUACUGGUUGAACGACAUGUACAUGGAUAAUCCGCUACCACUGCCGAUUAACUCCAAUCCCGGUAUGGUUUUGCCUCCGCGGAAGUUCACUACGGUGAACGACAUCGCUCGUUUUGCAGCCAGAUUGAUCGAUAAUCUGAUGCUCCACAAGGAGAUGCUCGACAGUGGUGGUCUGGUUCAGGAACGUGCAACUUCUCGCGAAAAGGGACAACCUCUCUGCAUGGCUCAGUACUAUCGCCUUCUUGGAUCUUGCAGACGACCGGGCGAAAUAAGGGACUCUCAGUACUUACCCCAGCAAAGAUCCGAUGAGCAUAUGAUUAUUUGUUGUAGAAAUCAGAUGUAUUGUGUCCCAGUGAAGGCCGGUGACCGGGGUCGUCUAACGGAGGAUGAAAUCGCGUCUCAAGUAUUGUGCGCACUUAACGAUGCCCCUUGUCUUCGGUACGAUCCGCCUCGCGUCGGUAUACUAACUACUGGAACCCGUCCCCAGUGGGCAAAAGAUAGACAGUUGUUGCUGCUGGAACCACAGAAUGUGCGUAACAUUGAACUUGUUGAACAGGCCCUAGCGCUGAUCUGUUUCGACGAAUCGAUCCCGCUCACUUUCAAUGCCCGCGGUUUCAACGGAUCGCCUGCCGGAGCUCAUUACUGUGCCGGCAGAGAUGAAAGCAAUAUGGCGCACGAAAUGAUCCAUGGCGGUGGCAGCAAAUACAACACCGGUAAUAGAUGGUUUGACAAGACGAUGCAAUUGAUCAUCUGUAACGAUGGCAGCUGGGGCUUGUGCUACGAGCACUCGCCUUCCGAGGGAAUCGCCGUUGUUCAACUGCUGGAAGGAAUAGUUAAAAAGAUUGAUGAGAUGCCAAGUAGGGAGGAGAAUGGAUCCCAGAACUAUUUGCCACCACCGGAAAGGCUGGAGUGGUCUAUUUGUCCGGAAAUUGAGCAGAGAAUCAGCGAAGCUUCGCGUGACGCUGACAGGAAUAUUGAGGAUCUAGAUUUCUACGUUUACCGAUACAGAUCGUACGGGAAGAACUUUAUUAAAGCUUGCCAAGUUAGUCCAGAUGUGUUCAUUCAAUUGGCGCUGCAGUUAGCUUAUUUCAAACUUUACGGCCAUUUGGUGAGUACAUAUGAAAGCGCAUCUACCAGGAGGUUUAUGUUGGGUCGCGUGGAUUGCAUUCGUUCGGCAAGCAUGGAAGCGCUUGAAUGGGCCAAAGCAAUGUGUCAAGGAGAAGGUGCCAACGUUACCCUCGAAAGUGAUAAAGAAGACGACUACAGCUGCGAAGGGAACGACAUUAAAAAAGUAACUUUCAGUAUUUACAGUAGAGACCAUUUGAGGGAACUGUUCCGCUGUGCAGCGGCUCGUCAAACCGAGGUGAUGGUGCAAAACAUUCUGGGACAUGGUAUAGAUAUCCAUUUAUUAGGUCUUCGUGAAGCGUGCCGGGAGAAGGAAGGGAAUAUGCACGAGCUUUUCACAGAUGAGAGUUACAAGAUUGCAAAUUGUUUCCUAUUAUCGACCAGUCAGGUUGCCUGCUCAACGAACAGUUUCAUGGGCUACGGGCCAGUAACUCCUCACGGAUACGGGGCUUCGUACAAUCCUCAUCCUAACGAAAUUAUCUUCUGUAUUUCGGCGUUCUUUUCGUCCGAUAAAACCAGCGCAUCAAGAUUCGCUCGGUCGCUACAGGACUCACUCGAUGCUAUGCGGGAUCUGCUGUCAUAAGUUCCACCGGAUGCCUUAUCAUACAAUGCUCUGAGACGUUAGAAACGGAGAGAAAAAAAAACAUAAUACAUAUCAACUCAAUGAAAUUUAGAAAACGAAAACAUAUCAAUUUAUUGUGAAGUAUUAAAGUUUUAUUUUAGAGUAUUACGGAAAGCAAAUAAUGCUCCGGAAGGUGAAAUGCAACCAAAGAAACGAAAACAUAUCAUUAGCACGUAAGUUAGAGAUAUAAAUCAAAUGUACCCAUGUAGUAUUUACGAAAACAUAAAAACUUUCUCGCUAUAUCUAUAUCUAUUGCCGUUAAAUUUGUUGGCUGUUGGUUGAAUUUGUUGCUAACAAUUGUUAUGUGCAUGAGUUGAGAGUUUAGUUAGUUACUCAUUAAAAAUGGGUGUAUUAGCCAUAUUGUCCACAACAGUCAAAUUUAGAAAACUAAAAAGUUGUUGAAAUUUGUUGAAUUAUGUGUUGUGAUCAUAACAAGAAAUCGGUAACCGAACACAUGUGCAUAGAAACAAUUAAACUUUUGCGCCCGCACAGUGAUUCUUGUCCAUUUAGAAAAGUUAGAAGCAAGUGGAUGGCAGCGUAUCAUAUGAAAAGAAUAUCUACACCAUCAGUACUUAUUUCGAUUAUCCAUACUGGUAAAUAUUGUAUGAAUUAUUCAGAUUUUGAAUUAAUUUAUUUGAAUUUCAAAAAUAAAGCUGAGUGCAUUCCGUAGGAAGAAAAGAAUUGAUUCAAUUAAUUGGUUAUGCAGAAUUCAGCACUUUAUUUAGACGACUUCGGAAGCAAAACGAUGGAAACAUUGUCAAUAAUCAAGUUAGCUUAUAUUGUUUAUACUGAACUAUUAUAAACAUUGUCAAUUGAAACAUUAGAAAUAUUGAAAUGAACACAAGUCUGGAACUGUAGGCGAACGGACCUCCACAUAUCAUUAAUAUAUUACUACAUACGCAUUUAAUCAGUUGAAUUAGAUUUGAGGAAUGUAAUCCAAAAAGGCCCUCAACUCGUAUAGUUAUAGUAAUUAAGAUAAACGUAAACCAUAAAAUAUGUGUCAAUAGUGAUAUUGUAACACGUUAACGGCAUAAUAACAGUAACACGUUUCAUAGGAAAUAUAAAACUACACUAAUGAUUCGUGCAACGUGUUUCUAAAAUGUUGAGUACACGGGAUACGUAAGGUAUGCACACAGCAAAAUUUAGCCAAACAAAAACUCGCAGUUAAACUCAUUUUAAAUUAUUUUCAUAUCAUUUUAGUUUCCAAUUCAUUUAUUUGUAAGAGUCAAUCGCAUAAGCUUCGCGGAACCGCCAAUACAAAAUUUGUUUACACAAAUUUCAACUUAAUUCUAUGUUUAGUAGAAUUCGACCGAAUAUACGCGGUUUACUCGAGGUUAAAAGGCCAACAAUUUUUGUGGGACAGGACAGUUUAGGGAUUACGGAUAAGGGGUACCAUUGUCUCAACCAAGGGUUACCACACGCACUGUAGUAUUGUGCAUAAUGACCAGGGAUAGCAUCUGGUGUUCGACUGGCUGUGGAGGGUGGGCGACGGUGAGAUGAGGGGGCAAGACAAACAACAUUCUUAUACUAGACCGUUUCACACACAGAUCGACUGAAUAGAUAUUGAUGUCGCUAGUUCCCAACACGUCUCUGGUAGGAACAUAGGGUAGCCUCAAGAGUAUUAAAAGAUACUCUCUGGCUGCGUAAUUAUCCGUACUUUGCCAAACUGCGUGAUCGAAGUAGUCAUAACUGUUUCCACACCGACAGACAUUACUUUGAACAAGAUUUAUUCUGUAGAGAUGCACAUCUAGCGAGUAUUUGCUAGACAUAAGUCUACUCAUUACACGAAUGAAGUCACGAUUUACGUCCAAGCCUUUGAACCUCGCUCUCGAAGAAAUAUUUGGAAUAAUUGAAUAUAACCACCGCCCAAGACUUCCAGUGUCCCAAUCGGUCUGCCAACUCAAGAGGGAACUUUGACGCAAUAAUUGGAAAAAAAGGGUUGCUGCAGUUUACGAAAGGUGCAUGAUCCAUUGAGGCGAGACCCAUCAGUGAAGUAUCUUUGCAUGCAAUUUAUUUUUAGAUACUUUCGAUUAAAAAUAUUGAGAAUCGUAAUUGGUCGAAACUGAUCUGGAAUCCGAAAAACGAAUUAAAUUGGUGAUAUUUUCUCAUAAAUCGAAAUUGUACAGGGUCUUUCAGAUUAAACGCUCACGCAAAAAAAAUCAAAUAGCUCCUUAUAAAUUUCUUUUUUCGCUCCGUUGAUGGUAACACUACAUUCCCCACUUCGGGACGAUAAUAUUCGGCUACUCGUUCAGUCUGAUCGUAUGGUUUUUAUUUGUUUAUUUAUUUAUUUAUUUCUCAUCUGGCUAGUUGCCUUAAUGAUAUCAUGUUUUGGUGUCAAAAUGUUCAAUUUACAAGAACGUGUAUUUUUAGUGAAACUAUAUUACUCGAGCAACCGAAGCCUUAAUGAAACUUUGUCCUCUUAUGGUAAGAAUUUCAACAUUUCUCGUCGUCAAUUACUUCCUCUGGGGGUACGUGAAGGACCGUUGCUAUGUUACUAAGCCACAAAAUUUGGAGGAACUUAAAGAAGACAUAACUCGGAUUUUCAACAGCAUCGAAGUCGUAAUGCUAGAGUUGUGCAUUAAGAAUUUUGUUCACUGUUUAAAAUGCGUUAUCGAAAAAAAGGGUGGUCAUAUCGAAAAUGUCCUAAAAUAAGCUUUAUUUUCGUUUUUGUAAAUAAAAAUCGGUUUCUCUUUGUAGAAGUUAUUGAAAUUUGCUGCGUGAGCGUUUAAUCUGAAAGGCCCUGUAUAUUUAGAUAAAAACUUUUUUUCAAUGUUUUCAAUCACAAGUGUUUUCCUAACGCCGCAUUUCACCAGUAUGCUGAGAGAAAGUUUGCAGAAUCAAUUCUGAAGAAGUGUUACUCCUGCCAGAAGCUUCAGACUCAUGUUAUGCUUACAGCCGCACGAGUGCAUUCAACCGAAAGCUACAUUCAAACAACAGAAACCACACCGUCAUCUGCAAACUGUCUUAGCGUGCAUUGUUCUGCCAAACAACUGUCAAUACAUGAACCUUGGGACAUACCCAUAUAACUAUUUCUGUAAGUUUUUAGAUGUCCGAGGGUGCAGUUCAUUCGCUUUUCUGACAACAAAUUGUACAAGAAAUUAUUCACAAUUCCAGUAAGUGCAGAUUGUCUGACUGAAUUUCUAUGGAAACCGAAUCAAACGCUCCCUUAAUAUACAGAAAUACUGAAGCCGAAACCCAAAUUGUGCACUUGAUAGCAAAUUAUUCGUCUCGAUCCAUUGAUCCGGUCUUCGAAGGAUAAUUUUCUCCAAAAAUUUUCUAAUGUACGAAAGCAUAGAAAUCGGACGGUAUGAGUUAUAGUCAGACGCUGGUUUUUCAGGCUUUUGAAUUACUAUUACUUUAACCUAUCUCCAUUCGUGUGGAAUAAUGUUGUCUUUUUGCGAUAUCGGGAAGAUUUUUUAGAAAAACGAAUUCAAUCAUAUCGCUUCCGGGUGAAGAGUUGUUAGAUGAGAGAAGAGCCAUAGAAAAUUCUAGCAUUGAGAAUGGUCUGUCCAGAGGUCCACCGCUCGAAGACCUUUCCCGAAGAAUAUAUUGGACUGGAGCUGAGUCUGGACAGCUGUUGAUGCAGUUGAUAGCUUCAUCGUUAUGAUUCAUGAAUUAAUCUUACAACAUGUCCCUCGGGCUCGUGCACGCCGUAAACCGGUAUGAGGAAAUCGCCGCAAAAAUGCCUACCUUCGCGCUUAUCACUCACUCAGAUGUGCUCGCAUUGAACAGCCCGAAGAACUUUUGACGAUAUGUUAAUAGUAAACGUAAAGAAAAUGGCCUUCCGUCGACUAUGUUUCUUGCUGAUAAAAUGGCUUCCACCAGUAGUAUAUGUGCUUGGUUUGCAAGAUAUUUCAUGAGUGUUUUCAGCGAGGAAUCAAUAUCACCAGAUAAUACAACUAAUGCUUUGCGUUUCGUUGCAAGUGACAGUUUUUCAGUUGGUACUUUUUCCGUUCUUGCAGAGGACGUUGCUUCCGCAGUAUAUAAAAUGAAACAAUCUUAUUGCCCAGGGC
Molecule: messenger RNA, 6175 nt
Organism: Toxorhynchites rutilus septentrionalis
Lineage: Eukaryota; Metazoa; Arthropoda; Insecta; Diptera; Culicidae
Gene: ChAT
Product: choline O-acetyltransferase
Exons: 10
Coding region: 216-2123 (635 amino acids)
Biological process (GO): acetylcholine biosynthetic process; neuromuscular synaptic transmission
Cellular component (GO): cytoplasm; neuron projection
Molecular function (GO): choline O-acetyltransferase activity
Source: RefSeq, a predicted model, not a curated record